Messenger RNA from Guyanagaster necrorhizus, 2409 nucleotides. RefSeq lists its product as uncharacterized. Bases 380 to 2122 code for a protein of 580 amino acids. Lineage: Eukaryota; Fungi; Basidiomycota; Agaricomycetes; Agaricales; Physalacriaceae. The record is from RefSeq and is a predicted model, not a curated record. The transcript has 4 exons.
AGAUCGAGAGUUUGAGCCUCUCUGGAGCCAAUCACUCAAAUAGCCACUGGAUUUUUUUCAUCAAAAACACGAACAUUAGUGAAUUAUUCAAAUUCUAGUAUUUGAAUCUAUUGAUUCUGUAUGCAUUUCCCUCCCUCCCUCAUAACGCAUACCACCCGUAACCCAUUCUCUCCCAAAACCCAUAGGAUGGUCCCUCUACCUAAGUGCGGACAGCACGAACGGCACGAACAACACGGAUAUAGCCAGAAAUAGCCCCUAUUCUUGGUAUAAAAAGGCAACUCACAUCCCACCCUUUUUGCCCUCCCCUCAGAACGACCCUUAGUCGACUCUGCCUCUAAGCGUUUUUUCUUUUUACAUUUGUUACAACGAAUGAAUCACAAUGGCGCCUAACCCCUUCAACAUCGACGAAGUGUUCUACGAAUCGUGCCUGGACAACUCUCGGCAAUUUGGAAACCAGUCGCGAAUCUCCUCAACCUCGACCCUCGUCUCACCCACCGCUUACACGUUCGGCAAGCGCGAGGGCGGCACUGACUCGUCCCAUCUCACCGACCAUUACCCCGCUGCUUAUAAAGACUUCUUCGGUAUGCCCAGCGGCGCUCCCUGCAUCUACAAGUCGGGCCCUGCCUGGCCUGAAUGCACGGGUCCGCAAACGCAGCGCUUCAUCCGCGAGGCGCGCCCUGUCUACGGCCACCCUAUCGCAGGCUCCUGGCUUAAGAUCGGUACAGAAAUCUCCAAGUCCCUCGACUCUCGUGGCAUCAUGUGGACCUCGAUCGACCCCGUCGCCUUCGCCAACGCAGGGGAGAAGACGCCGUUUUGCCCACUCCUUAUGUGGAUCGGUGUGAAGCACAAGACUCUCCCCUUCGACGUGGCGGUGGCUGCUGCUGACGCCAUCAAGGUCAUCCUCAGUCUAGCCGGCUUCCCUGAGAUCGAGGUCGCUUUUCGCGAGUCGGAGGUGACCCACUCUGUUGGUGGUCCGAAGCUCCUCCCCUUCAACCCCCUCCUUGACUCCAUCCCUGAGUUCCGCAAGCCUUUCACGCCCACGCUCGGCCUCUCCAUUGCCCCGCUCAAGAUGCCCCACUACGAGGGCACCGGUGCCCUCUACUUCCACCUCGGCAAAGAUGACGAUGAGCGCGUCGUCCUUCUCACUGCUGCCCACGUCGCUCGCCCUCCUCCUGCGUACGCCUACACGGGCAUGUCGCGCCUGCACCCCAGACAGCGACACGAGUACAUCGUCGCCCUCGGCAGCAUGGGCUACGGGAAUGCCACGAAUGCCAUGAUGACCACCAUCGGCGACCUCGCUCGCUCCAUUGAGGUGUGGAACAAGGUGAUCUCCAGGCUGGGCGAGUUCGUCGAGGGCGAGGAUGCAGCGGUUACCGAUUCACGCAAGUACACCCGGUACGACGUGGAGAGGGCGACGAGGAUGAUCGACGACUUGAACAAGUUUCACGAUGAGGUUACUAAACGCAGGACGCACCCGAACCUGCGAAUCAUCGGCUUCGUUCUCCAUGCUGAGCCCAUUGUCGUCGCCGACGGACCCAUCGAGUUUACGCGUGACUGGGCCUUUAUCCAGCUUUUCCCCGAGAAGAUCAACUGGAGCACCUUCCCGGGAAACAAGGUCUACAUCGGUGGCAGCCUCUCGCCGUCCGACUUCGGCAAGUUCUUGUUCUCGCAGCCCGAGGACCAGGCAGGCUACGAGUACCCGGUCGAUGGGCUCCUCCAGGCCUUUGGCGUCGUGAAGGACGACGAGAUCCGCCAGCCCCAGCAUCUCGACAUCCACGGCGAGAAGGCACUCCUCGUAGUGAAGAACGGCCAGACCACGGGCACCACCAUCGGUCGCGUCAACGGGCUCGAGUCUUUCACUCGUGUCUACACCACCUACGGCGUCAAGUACACAUCCAUCGAGGUCGCCAUCCUGCCCUACACCGACAACGACAAGCUGCGUGGCCCCUUCUCCGCCCCUGGAGAUUCCGGCGCCAUCAUCCUCGACAGGGCUGGCCGCAUCGUCGCCUUGCUCACCGGCGGUGGCGGCACAAACCAUGAGACAGACGUAACCUAUGGAACCCCAUACUGGUGGCUCGAGAAGAAGAUCAAGAAGGCCUUCCCCGACUGCCACCUCUACUAGGUUGUUGCUUAGGUUCAUACAUCUUUUUAAAUGCCAGCUAAAACUCAGGUAGACCUCUUGGACUCAUCGACUCAUCGUGUAGGUCCUGAAUGAGUCGGUUCGUUGUUGGUCGGCCCUUAUACAGACAGUAUCACAUCUUUCUGCUUCUCGGACAGUUGCGGUGUAUCUUUUUGUCUUGUUUUUUUGUACUAUUAUAUGUUGUACUUUGCAAUUAGCAGCAUUUGUGCAUGUAGAACUUUAUCUUUGAUAUCGAACUUUUACUUAAUCGCACACAAGUUAGAAACAUG